Molecule: messenger RNA, 10288 nt
Organism: Corythoichthys intestinalis (scribbled pipefish)
Lineage: Eukaryota; Metazoa; Chordata; Actinopteri; Syngnathiformes; Syngnathidae
Product: roundabout homolog 2-like
Exons: 30
Coding region: 654-5273 (1539 amino acids)
Biological process (GO): cell-cell adhesion
Molecular function (GO): protein binding
Source: RefSeq, a predicted model, not a curated record
UCCUGUGCCUCUUGCCUCCAGUUAAGCGUACACUGCUGGGGUUAAUCUUGUCCACAUUGCCGGUCAAGGUCAUCAAAACAAAAGUGGAUGUGUUUCUAUUUAUUUAUUUAUUUUUUUUCAGGACAACCUUUGGUCCCCUGCGAUACCUUUUUUUUCUUUUUCCCAUCCACCCUUCUUAGAGUGCAGAAGGGGAAUAACAUUCCCACCUCUAGCAGAAGAAGCUUGAUUGCUAUGGAAUGAAUUUCCCCCACUAUGUGAUAGAGGAGGGAGAAUAUUCCAGCAGCAGUGUCGGCAUCCGAAGCGGCGGCAUCAGGCGACACAGAGCGGUGGAGAGAGAGUGGUGGGUGGGUGUGUGCGAGCGUGAGUUCCGAUGCACUGCGCCGAGUGUGGUGUUGUCGCGUGGCAGGCUGCGCGUUACCGUCGGUUGCCCCACAGCUCUUCAGCACAAGGUUGAGAUGAAGCAUCAGCACCAGUGAGGACCAGCCCCCGGCUGGAGGCAUCGCACAGAAGCAGCUUGAGCAGCAGCACCAGCAGGAUGGUCGCCGAGCUGCAGACCUAACUGCUGACACCAGCGUGACGGAUGACAGCCCGCGCGUGGCUUCCCGCUCCAGGAGCCAUGUGAGAGUGUCUCAGGCUACCAGCAACUCUUGGACAUGUUUUCCAGGGCCAAGUCUGGAUUUCUUCUCACGUUUGAACUUGUUUUGUUUCUUCUGGUGCUCUCCGGGUGUCCCGAAGCCACCUGCCAGGCUCGGACUAAAGGGAGAUGGAACAAGGGAGGAUCCCGUCUGCGCCAGGAGGACUCACCACCUCGGAUCGUCGAGCACCCCUCUGAUCUGAUCGUGUCCAAGGGUGAGCCGGCCACCCUCAACUGCAAAGCGGAGGGCCGGCCCACGCCCACAGUGGAGUGGUACAAGGAUGGUGAACGGGUGGAGACGGACAAGGACGACCCGCGCUCGCACCGCAUGCUGCUGCCUAGCGGCUCGCUCUUCUUUCUGCGUAUCGUGCACGGGCGGCGGAGCAAACCCGAUGAGGGCGCCUAUGUGUGUGUGGCCCGCAACUACCUGGGCGAGGCCAUCAGUCGCAACGCCUCCUUGGAAGUAGCAUUGCUGCGAGACGACUUCCGGCAGAACCCGACCGACGUGGUGGUGGCAGCGGGCGAGCCAGCCAUCCUGGAAUGCAUUCCUCCAAGAGGUCACCCCGAACCCACCAUCUACUGGAAGAAGGACAAAGUGCGUAUUGAGGAUAAGGAUGACAGAGUCACGAUCCGUGGAGGGAAGCUGAUGAUCUCAAACACAAGGAAAAGCGAUGCCGGCAUGUACAUAUGUGUGGGCACCAAUAUGGUGGGAGAGCGCGACAGCGAGACAGCACAAGUUACCGUGUUUGAGCGACCGACAUUCCUCCGCCGCCCCAUCAACCAAGUAGUGCUUGAAGAUGAGAUGGUAGAGUUCCGCUGCCAGGUGCAGGGAGACCCCCAGCCUAACGUGCGCUGGAGGAGGGACGAUGUCGAUGUUCCUCGUGGGAGGUAUGAAAUCAAAUACGACAAGGACGACUACGUGCUGAGGGUGAAGAAGGCAUCAGUCAGCGACGAGGGCACCUUCAGCUGUGUGGCAGAGAACCGCGUCGGCAAGCUGGAGGCUUCUGCCACUCUUACCGUACGAGACGGCCGUGUCGCUGCCCCGCAGUUUGUUAUCCGUCCGAGAGACCAGAUUGUGGCGCAAGGACGUACUGCCACUUUUCCCUGCGAGACCAAAGGAAACCCUCAGCCUGCAGUAUUCUGGCAAAAGGAAGGAAGUCAAAAUUUGUUAUUUCCAAACCAGCCCCAGCAGCCCAACAGCCGCUUUUCCGUGUCAACGGGUGGCGCCCUCACCAUCACGUCGGUGCAGCGGGGUGACGCCGGGUACUACAUAUGCCAGGCAUUGACGGUCGCAGGUAGCAUCCUGGCCAAGGCACAGCUAGAAGUCACAGAUGUCUUGUCAGACAGACCGCCGCCCAUCAUCCGCCAAGGCCCCUCCAACCAGACUUUGAGUGUGGACAGUGUCGCCCUUCUCAAGUGCCAGGCGUCGGGCGACCCCAUCCCCUCAGUCAGCUGGCUCAAGGAUGGCGUCAGCUUGCUGGGGAAGGACCCCCGUAUGUCCCUGCAGGAAUUGGGCAGUCUGCAGAUUACCAACAUUAAGCUCUCUGACUCUGGGAUCUACACAUGCGUGGCCACAAGCUCCAGCGGAGAGACGUCGUGGAGUGCCUUCCUCGAUGUUAAAGAGGCUGGCGGCAUAGCUCUUACAAAGAACCACAAUGACGACGAGCUCCCAGGACCGCCUUCCAAACCUCAGGUUACUGAUGUCACCAAGAACAGCGUUUCUCUAUCCUGGCAAGCCGGGCUGGUUGGCGCGUCGCCCGUCAGUUCCUUUGUCAUCGAAGCCUUCAGCCAGUCAGUGAGCAACAGCUGGCAAACAGUCGCAGAUCACGUGAAGACCACCCAGUUCACCGUCAAGGGUCUACGCCCCAACACUAUCUACCUGUUCAUGGUCCGAGCGGUCAACAGCCAGGGCGUGAGCGAUCCGAGUCCCAUGUCGGAGCCCGUCAGAACACAAGACAUCAGUCCUCCGGCUCAAGGUGUGGACCACCGACACGUUCAGAAAGAGCUCGGCGAGGUCAUCGUUCGCUUGCACAACCCCGUGGUCUUGAGUCCCACGGCUAUCCAAGUCACAUGGACGGUGGAUCGCCAAUCCCAAUUCAUCCAGGGUUAUCGAGUCCUGUACAGGCAGACGUCUGGGCUGCCAUCGCCAGGACACUGGCAGACGCAGGAUGUCAAGGUCCCGUCGGAGCGCGGCGUGGUCCUGUCAUCUUUGAAGAAAGGCAUCGUGUAUGAGAUCAAGGCCCGACCUUACUUCAACGAGUUCCAAGGCAUGGACAGUGAAUCCAAGACUGCGCGGACCACCGAGGAAGCCCCCAGUGCUCCACCUCAGCAGGUGACAGUUCUCACCGUUGGAAACCAGAACAGCACGUCUAUCAGCAUCUCCUGGGACCCCCCUCCGCCAGACCAUCAGAAUGGUAUCAUCCAAGAAUACAAGAUUUGGUGCCUUGGGAACGAAACACGUUUCCACGUCAACAAGACGGUGGACGCAGCUAUUCGCUCGGUGGUAGUUGGCGGGCUGCAAGUGGGUGUGGUUUACCGGGUGGAAGUGGCUGCCAGCACAACCGCAGGGGUGGGAGUCAAGAGUGAACCCCAGUCUAUUGUCAUUGGCAAGGCUUUCCAGGACGUGAUCAUCCACGGGAACCGCAACAAUAGCAUCACAGAGCAGAUCACUGACGUGGUGAAGCAGCCGGCCUUCAUUGCCGGUAUCGGGGGCGCCUGCUGGGUCAUCCUCAUGGGCUUCAGUAUCUGGCUGUACUGGCGGAGGAAGAAGAGGAAGGGUCUGAGCAACUAUGCAGUUCAGUCCUUCACCUUCACCCCUGCAGUUACAUUCCAGAGAGUCGACGGUGGUCUAAUGAGCAACGGGAGUCGACCAGGCUUACUCAAUCCCAGCGACCCAGGUUACCCCUGGUUGGCUGACUCCUGGCCCGCCACCAGCUUGCCUGUCAACAGCAGCUCCGGAGGACCUAAUGACCUCACCAACUUUGGCCGAGGAGAUAUCACAAGCAACCAAGGUGACAAAACAGGCACCAUGCUUUCAGACGGAGCCAUCUACAGCAGCAUCGAUUUCACUACCAAAGGCAACUACAGCAGCCCGGGCCAAGCGUCACAGGCCACCCCUUACGCCACUACUCAAAUCCUUCACACGAGCAGCAUCCACGAGCUGGCCGUGGAUCUUCCUGAGGCUCAAUGGAAGGCCUCGCUCCAGGCUAAGCAGGAGAUGGCCAACUUGGGCUACUCGCUACCCGACAAGAACACCUGCAACAACACCCUUCUUUUCAUUCCCGACUACCGACUGACCGACGGGCUGUCUAAUCGAAUUCCACACAACCAAUCGCAAGAUUUCAGCACCACCAGCUCUCACAACAGCUCAGAGCGAAGCGGCAGUCUCUCAGGUGGCAAGGGAGGAAAGAAGAAGAAGACAAAGGCCGGUUCUAAGCCCCCGAAAGUCAACGGUUCCAAUUGGGCCAAUGUCCCCUUACCCCCUCCCCCCAUUCACCCGCUUCCUGGCACAGACAUGGACCACUAUCCCAAUGAGCACCACGACGGGUAUGAGAGCGACGGUUGGGGUCCGCCGAUGCCGGUGCAGACGUACCUCCAUCAGGGCUUGGAGGAUGAGCUGGAAGAAGAGGAGGAGCGUGUGCCCACCCCGCCCGUCCGGGGGGUGGCGUCUUCCCCAGCCGCCGUCUCCUUCGGACAGCAGUCCACGGCUACCCUCACCCCGUCGCCACGGGACGAGAUGCAGCCCAUGCUCCAGGCACAUCUGGACGAGCUGACCCGAGCCUACCAAAUGGACAUGGCCAAGCAAACAUGGCACAUUCAAGGGGGGGCCCUUCCGCCCCAGGCUCCGGCCCCUCCGGUGGGCUAUGUGUCAAGCACAAUGGUGUCCGACAUGGAGACGGACCUGCCGGACGACGAAGGCGAGGAAGACGACGACGAGGAAGAUGAAGGGUACGGAGCCAGGCAUCCCCGUGGAAUCGAGCACACGCCGGGGUCUAGCAUGGACAACCUGGACAGCUCUUUGACAGAUAAAGGCUUGUCCCAAAGACACCGGCCUGGCAGUCCUUUCUCAACAGAUGGCAGCACAGUAGGAAGUCAUAGCUUGGGCCACCCGAGGGCCCAAAGGCCAGCACGCAAACCCCGGAACCAAGGCACGGCACCCCACCGCAGAGAUGCCGGCGCAGACGCAGACCUACCUCCCCCUCCUGAGCCUCCACCUGGCCAGGGCCAAGCCCGAGCCCAGACAGGGCGCUGCAUCAACAGCAUGAUCCCCCCUCCGGAGAGAAAGGCGACGUCUCUGGAGCGCCCGCCCAUGUCGGGACCACUGUCCGCUAUGGCGGAUGACAGGCAAAUGACACGUGCCACCCUGGAGCAUCACCGGCAGGCUCAAGAGCGACUGGGCUCUGCAGAAAGAGGCGACGAUGUGCGCAGAGGUUAUAAGACUGAGGACGGAUGCCUGCCAUACCAUAAACCGUCCUUCCCGUCACCAGGUGGCCACAGCUCAUCGGGGACGACCUCCUCCAAGGGUUCAACGGGCCCCCGCAAGACAGACGGCCCGCGGCAGCCACAGCAGUGGACGGCCAUGGAGCACGCAGACUUCCUGGGGACCAAUGGACAGGGGCAGUACUCAGGAGAGUUAUAGUGUUUCACUUGACGAAGAUCUGACGAAAAAAAAUGAUGGUGGACCCUUCAUGUCCAUGUUCUCAUCAAAGGCGACAAUGACGUCUUGCCAAUUCUCGUUUUGUCCUCUUCCUUGAAAGAAGGACAUCCUGGUGGUAGGAACGACGGGGUGUCACAAGUGUACAUGUUCGACGUACGAUGUAUAGACACAGACAUAUUGUACAUCUCACUAUGGUUUUGGUCUUUGAGGAAAAACUUUACUGUAUUUGGGGAGGGAGGGGUUGUCUGAAAAAACACACACUUUCUGGUGACCGCCCUUUUUUAAUUUAGAAUUUCCGUGUAAAUAUCUUCUUUCAACUUGCUGUUGCUAUGCAAGCCUCCAACAGUUUAUUUUUUAAUUGUUUUUGUUGUACUAUAUGUGAACGGUGUGGCUGCUGUGCCAUAAAAUUUUCUUUUUAAAAAAAGUUGCCAUUAAUUAUUAUAAUUAUUAUUAUUAAUUAUUAAUUAUUGUUGUUUUGCACUGCAACUUUUUGGUGAUAAGCACAAAAAAAAAAAAGACCAUAGCUCCUGCUGACAUGAAGAAAAUGAUGUGAAGAGGAGUUUCUGUACUGUAAAGAGAAGAAGAGAAUUAUAUACAGAGAAAUGUACAGAGAGAUGUUUUGUUUUAAAAGAUUGGCGACAAGGUGAGGCAGACAGGAAGUCCUUGGGGCUCGGAAAGAAAACUGUCACUUUAAGGCGACCAAUUACACAUUUAAUACUCAUUUGGGGGUAUUUAUUUUGUUAUUAACUCUAGUUUUAAACAUUUGACCACACUGAGGUGAUGUUUCAGCACUUGGGCAAAUGUGAAGCAUCUCCAAAAUGUUUACAUGUUAAUUUUGUAUCUGUUUUGUUUAUUAUGUAAUUUAUACUUUGGAUUUAUAUUUUUGGGGAGAACUUAAACUUUUUAUGCUCCGAAAUUUAUGUUAUCCACCCUCAUUCGAGUCACUUGCACAUUGGCCGCCUGUGUGCAGCUUUUAGAAGGUUUCUUGUUAAAUCCCGAUAGAGACGGACCGUGGACGUUGGAACACCAAACACAAAUAUACACAGCAGUUAAAGGGGAAGUUCAAAACUUUUGAUAUUCAUCUUAAUUUUCGAGUUAGCAGGGGUUUAAUUAGUCGGUGGAGUUGGUUUCAACAAAUUCCAUGCAGUUUGUUAGUUAUUUGUUAGUUGCAGGGCUCCGAAGUGGCUAAUCUAGCGCGAGUCAAUUGCUAGCUAGCAUGCCAAUAAAAAAACAACACAUGAGAAUCACCAAUGACCAGAGGUGGGUAGUAACACGUUACAUUUACUUGAGUAACUUUUUGAGGAAAAUGUACUUAUAAAAGUAGUUUUACUAAGCCAUACGUUCUACUUGAGUAGAUUUGUAAAGAAGAAACACUACUCUUACUCAGCUACUUCGGGCUACACUAGACAUUACAUUUUUUCCUCUUUAUUUUGCAUGUAAGAUUUGAUUUCAUAUAUUUAUUUUUGCCAGAUGUGCCAAAAGUGGCUCAACCAGUUUCACCAAUGAGACGUCACAACAAUACUCACAUUACUUCAUUAUCCUAAUCAGACUCAAGCUUGCCAUUCUAUGAUCACAGCGGCCUGUUCAAUCAUGUAACGUCUUUAAACCAUCGUAAAAAAUGUAAAAGUAUUUGGCAUAGAAAGCUGCCAUCAUUAUGACUCAAAAGUAGGGUUGUGCUAUCUUAGGCACCCUAUGAUUCGUUUCGAUUACGAUUCAGGGUGCUACGAUUCGAUUAUUGAACGAUGAUUACGGUAUUGAUGAUGAUCACGGUUAUCACGAUUAUCGAUGCAUCACACAUUACUAAUUAAUAAAGUAGCCAAACAAAUUUAAGUCCACUACUUAUUUAGAAUAUCCUAAUGAUUCAACAGGAACGAUGGAAACGUGCCGAUACAACAAAAAGCUGCCCUUAAAUUGCUUUUUGUUUGUUUUGUUUUUUUACACAAGAAAGUGCAAAAACAUUAACCAUUUUACAAUACAAUUUUACACUGGUGGAAUGAAUUCCACAUUUUCUGGAAACAAAGUGUCUUUAGAAAUAAGACUUCUAUUAACCAAUAUACUUUUUUUCCAGAUUUCUGUACUAUUUCGCAUGUUUGUAGUGUUACCGCUGUACUUAAUCAUGGUUUUACACGUUCUGCAUAUGGAGUAACUUUUGCACACCAACAGACAAUGCUCAAAUGGACAUGGAAAUAGACUUUAGCGAAUGAGCUAAUUAGCUUAGCGCCCGGAACUUCCUGUUAACAUCUCAAAAACAACAACAAUAAAGGCCAAACGGUACAAGAGGGUUCCUGCACUCAUCUUUUAUAGACGCACACGGGUCUUGGCAACACACUCAGGAAAUUUUUCAAUUGACACGACUCAAAACUGCUGCUGGACAACUGAAAGACAAGGAGCAACGAACUAUCUCUGUUCCCCUCUCGCUCUAAAAAAAUAACUUGCGCACAGAAGCGCGACUGCCGGGUCCCUGCCUGUCUCAUACACAAAUCUAUUUUCCAGUCUUUUGAAAAGGAGUAAAUCUCUCGCUUAGUAACCGGCAGCAUCCAUCAUAACGUUGUGCGUGCGUUCGUUAAAGGUAUCCAGGCGGCAGACGUGUAUUGAAUUUUGUUCCGCUAUGACCGGCUGUCAGAGUUAUUAGGGAAAAAUAAUCGUUUUUGAACAUUUAUGAAUCGUAAUCGAACUGUCACGGGUCGAAUCACAAUGCAUCUAUAAUUGAUUUUUGGCACUCCCUUACUCAAAAGUGCAGAUUUUAACCUCUCUCCCAGUUUUUAUUUGGCACCGACUGACCACGGACUUUUAAUUUCAUAAAAGGCAAUAUGUUUUCCCCACUAGUGGGCAUUCAUGCUCGUUGAAUGAAUGAUGCUUCAUUCCUGGAUAUUUUUCUCUCGCCAGAAUUCAAUGAUUUUAUUUUAUUUAUUUUUUUUUAUUUCUUAAUGCGGCUUGUGUCGGGUAUAAUCUUAUUCUUCACCAAGCUAUAAUAAUAGUUCACAUAGAUUAAAAUUUUUUUUUUUUUUUAAAUUGCUAAAAAAAUAAAAAAUCAAACAUUUUAAGCAGUUACUUACAAUGUUACUCAUUACUUGAGUAUUCUUUUCACCAAAUAUUUUUUUUACCUGAGUAAAUUUUUUGGCUGACUAUUUUUACUUGAGUAAUAUUGUUUUGAAGUAACGGUACUUUUACUUAAAAUUUUUGACUACUCUACCCACCUCUGCCGAUGACCCAUGAAAUCAAUAGUGUUGGUUAUGUUUUCAGGAUAAAGUUAUUUUAAAAAAGCCAGUGCAUGUCUGUUGUAUGAACAGGAACAUUUGUAAUGCAGCAGCUCUGCAGGCUAGAGGCUGUCGAGGUAAGCAGAGCGGAGUGAUAUCACGUUUUUUUAGCCGCUGAUUUUUUUUUGUUGGAACGAAGGAGACUGCCUAUCCCAAUCAGUCACCCUGAAGCACCGUAUUGUUUACUCUUUGACCACAACAUGGCUUCAUUUGAACAGUUAGAUCUGUUAAUAUCGUUUUGUUUUAUUGGCAUGCUAGCAAGCACCAUUGUCUCAUGCUAGCUUAGCCACUCCGGAUCCCUGCACCAAAAAAAAAAAAAAAACGAACAAACUACACGGAAUUUGUUGAAAGCAACUCCACCGACUAAUUAUACCCCCGCUAACUCGACAAUUAAACCUAAUGUCAAAAAUUCCCCUUUAAAUUCUGCUGCUUUACAAUAGUGUUUUUAACAAUUUACUGUUAUUACUUUACACUCAAAAUGCUACUUUUUAUGAGAAUGAAAUUCCAUUUUGCAACUUCAGUUGUAAUGUUAUUGUAAAAAUGAAUAUUAUUAAAGGGAUAAAAGUCAGAGUGUUGUAAGGAGGGAAAAAAUCAGACCAUAAAGUGACUGAAAAGUGUCAAUGCUAUGAUUUUCCUACAGGAAAUCCAGUAUGAAUUGUCAAAUACAAAACAAUUAUGAUUUGAUGCGAAAAUUACAAGAGAAUUCUAAUUUAAUGUGAAUAUGUCUAAAAUUGAAAGUUUAAAAAAAUGCCAAUGUAUUUUUUUUCAUAAUGUACAACUCAUAAAUUCUGACUAAGCUUUGCAUCAAUACACAUGCACAAACACAAAGAAAACAUCAGAUGAUGUUGUCCUUGUUUUUUCUUUGCCUUUUACCAAAACUCUGCUGCUCUUCGAUGUUUUCACUGUUUAGGAUUUUUCUUUUUUUAAAUGUUUUAUUUUUAAUGUAUAAGCUUUUUUAAUUGCUGAAGGGUCUCAAGGUUGUGAUGUUUUCUUAACCCACACAGUGGCCAGUGUUUCUUGAAAUGAGGUGCAAGAGAGUAUCUCAGGUUCUUUUACAUCUGCUUGUGUUUAUGUAUAUAUGUGUAUAUUUAUAUAUACAUACAUAUGUAUGCAUAGUCUAUUCAUAAGCAGCCCCCACAUUCCGACAAUUAAGAAGACCAAAUUGAAAUUCAAAUGUCCAGUGAUCUUGUUUCCCCACUUUUACUUGACAACCACGGCUUCAUUUUGUAAUUUAUUUUAAAAAGACAAUGCUGAUUAAAAAGUCCAUCGUGAAAUAUGCAUAACGAUAUGUGGUGUAAGAAACGUGUCUUUUUUUUGGUUUUGUUUUUGGGUUUGUAAAGUCGAGUGCGCAAGGCUCUGCGUGAAGUGGUUACAGUGCGCAGGAGCCAAAGAAUUUAGGGUUUUAUUUUUUUCUCUUGAUAUUGUUGGUUCUUUGUAGCCUUUGUGUGUGUUGCCUUUUUCUUAAGAAAAAAAAUUGAAAAGGAAAAAAAUGCUGGUUAAAAAAAGUGGUCGGGUGAAAUCUUUGUGUACAGUCCCGAUCCGCCGUCCUUUCUACAGUCCCUUUAUUUGCUUUGUAAGCCAUCUUUUCCUCGUCCUCCUUCUUCUGUAUUCACUUGCAUGUCCUCCUCGUCCAAAAAAAAGAAUUGACGGUCGUACACAUCUCGCCAUGUUCCUGUAAGAUAAAAAUGAAUUCAUGUUCUUUUUUUCCCCCCUUGUACCCGCCUCAAUAUCAAAUAAAAU